Molecule: messenger RNA, 1288 nt
Organism: Paramisgurnus dabryanus
Lineage: Eukaryota; Metazoa; Chordata; Actinopteri; Cypriniformes; Cobitidae
Source: RefSeq, a predicted model, not a curated record
GCUGACGUUUCUUGUUUUCGGUGGAAGUGACGCAGAGCUGCCUGAGUAAAAUACACACAGUGAAAAUCAGCUGCACUUUCGAUAAAAAUAGUAUCAUUUCGUCAAGUUUUUCAAAAUAAAGAAAUGUUAUAUAGCUUAUAAUUUAGUACACUAUAUCGAACUAUUUUACGUUAUCACUUAAUAUUUAAAAAAUGUUUAAAAGUAGUCGAAGGCAUGAAUAUGACCAGGAUAUAUUUGGAAUGUGCAGAGGUGAAACGCACACUUAAAUCGUUAGCUAACGUGCAUAUGGAAACCAAUCACAACAAACUCGCCAUAUUCAGCGCCAAAAAUAAAAGCAAUAACUGUUACAUGAACCCCCGAUAUGGCCACUGGUGAUCUCAAAGGGUGUCUCAGGAAGCUGGAAGCCUCUCUCCGCUCUCUAAAGUAUCCAAAAGAAGUGGACUAUCAAAGACUGGCCGUGGGGGAUCCGUCAGCAUGUCUUCCUAUAGUGAGCUAUGCCUUCAUUUCCUUUUCUCCCUCACUCACGGAGUACCUGGUCGAAUAUGGCGUAGAACUGACUGGAAUGAAUGAUCUGCGAUUUAUUGAAAAUUUCUACAAGGUCUUGCGAGAUGUUUUCAGCUAUAAACCACUGCUGACCAAGCAACAGUUCCUUCAGUCUGGCUUUGCUGAGAGGAAAGUCACCAUUCUCUGUGAUAUUAUUGGCUUUGUGCUCAACAAACACAAAGAACUUACUAAAGACAGCAAGAUUGCCAAUAAGCCAAAGAGAAGGUUAAAGAGGAGCACUGAAAAUGAUAACCCUUCAGCUGAGAUGGACUCACUGGGAUUAACACCUUUAACGGUUCUUCAGACGCAGCCACUUGUGGAAAGGCACCUUGGCAGCAGUUCAACACCAACACAGAUCAGAUUUUCUUCAGAUGAGCAGCCACAGCAGGAACAGGAAAUUGAAAAGAGAGGAACAGACAGUGGGCCUUUUCAGGACUCGCCUGAACCUACAGAUUCUGAUAAAUGUGUUAUAGAAAGCAUGUUGAGCGGGGUGGAGGCUAGGCUUCUGGAUACUGUCAGCAGACUGGAGCAGCGACUGACCUUCAUGGAUCACAGGAUACAUGCCCUGGAGAAAAGCCUGGCUGGCAAGAUUGUCAUUGAGAGCAAGCAGUGGGAGAACUUGGAGAGUCGUGUGUUGCUGCUGGAAACCAGGAUGGCGUUGACCUCGGCACAGGUUCGAGAGUUUAACAUCUGUUUGGAACUACAUUUCAGGUUGUAUUUCAGUGAAGGCCGAGUGUUGCAUUAG